AGACGCAGGUCAACCGCUAAACAGUGAAGGCCAAGAGUCCCGCGCUGCAAGCGCAUAGCCGGCAGAGGGCAAUGGAACUCGCUUUCUGGUCGUGCGGGGCGCAUGCGCAUUCUGCUUGCGGAAGCGGGGCCAGAUCGCCAAGGAAGAAGGGAACUUCCCUUCCUCAGGCCAGGGAGGAGGAGGCGCCGCCCUGGCUUUGGGGCAGAUGGGGCUGCAUCCAUCUUAAGGAAAACGCUGCUGUUCACAGCCCUACCUGCUGAGGAGUGAGAUUCCCUGCGCGUCUCCCGGAUAUUUUUCUGAAACAGCACUAAAGACUUAAUGUUCUGGGCUGUUCCUACGUGUUUUCUUCCGCACUGUCUGUUGGGAUAUAUUAGCAAGAAUUAUUUUACAAAUCUACGUAUUCCUUAGGGAUUUUCAUUGAUAACCAUAGCAGGCCGUAAUGUGCCUUCUUCGCAACCUCUGUCAGGAUUGAUUAUGAGGAGAAACACAAGAAGAAUUGUGAGGAAAAUCUACAGAAUACGGGGACCCUGCAGAGGAAGGAGUAUGUGGCCGGGGCACGGCGGCGCACUGUCGCGCAGCUCGCGAGAAAGGGGCCCUUGCAGGGAAACCCCGCACUCUGCAUCCCUGCGUUUCCACAUUGUGAGGGGCUCAUCUUUCCUACAGUGCCAAAUUCACUGAAAAAUAGUGAGACAAUGAAAGGGAGGGGCACUAAUGCAUCCUUCAAUUGUUGCUAUUAAAACGGCAAGAGCCACGUCUUUAAUUUUACCCUAGCACUGCAGAUUUAAAAGUGAUUUUCAUUACACAUGCAAGGGGAAAGCUACACUUUUGUGAAAAAUAGUUUCUACCCCAAAUGAAAGCAUAUUGCUUAAAUAUUUCUUCAAAAAUAAGUUAUUAUUCUGUGCUGCAGGAUAUAUCCUGAGACAUUUAUGCUGCAAAUUUAUUAAUUUAUCUAUUAAAACAUUUUGUUUAUAAUCAAAGCGAUUAUAAAGGUAGAAUAUUUAUUUGGCGCGUCCCUCAUAUUUUUAUUCUUGUACUGGUUUGCAGUCCAUAGGUUUUCAGCUAGACGUGACACACAGAAACUCACAAUGAGGAGCCUUUCUCUUUCUUGACUGUAAAAUAUACAUACUCCAGAAUCAUCAAUAGAGGCUAUUUCUUGAAUAUCUCAACCUGAACCCCGCAGCCAGAAAGAAUGUAGGCAAUUAAUCCAAUUUUAUAACUGCAUCUGAUAUUCAGCUAAUUACCUGCUGUUCUCCUCAGAAAUUAUCAAAAUCCCCAAAGCAGAGAGUUCUCUGGAUAAAGGCACUAAUGUUCCCCUUGGAGGCUUUUAAGACAUUGGCAAAAUUAAAGGAAUCUUCCUGUUUUCCUUUUAUUCAUCUAAAUGAUUUAUCUAACUGGAGAAGAAAGCUUCAGUGCAAAAGGCAUUUGCUAAUUAGAUUCAAUUUUUUUUUAACAUUUAAGGGAAACAGGGUCUAUACUUCACCUAAUAAAACUGACGAAAUUAUCAGCUAAAUGCAAAGAGAAUCCACAAACAAAUUUAUACAAGUUCUAGAGAGAGGAUGAAGCCCUGAGCUCAGGGGCCUGUUAGAGAUGGCACGCUCAGUAAUGGUGCACCCUCACAGAUUUUCCUUCUAGUUCAGUUCUAGUGAUUACUGGAUUACUGUUUUCCCCCAAUACCAUCUAUUAUUCUUUAUGUUGUCAAAUAAUUUUUAAUCUUAAAAUGACUAAUUCUGAGUUCAGGCAUAUGGUGUCUGGCCACCUGCAAGAAGUUUAGGUGACUUUGCCAAUAAAAAUGAUGGAUUUGUAAUUAAUGAGUAAUAUUGAAAGCAAAACUUGCAUUAUAAUUCUGAAAUUAGUCCAGUGGGGAUACAGGCAAGAAAUAAAUUAACAGACAGAUUAAUACACAAUGAUAUAUUAGAAAUUAAGUAAAGGUUCUUUUUGUAUUUUCCCCAGCCUGUCUUAUAACAUUCGCUUCUUCUGUUUGGAUAACUUUCCCCAGGAGAUUCAUUUUAAAACUUAAUUCACUUAAAAUAACGUAUUUUUUUUUAUUUAAAAAUACUGUCAGCCCUCCACAUCCAUAGGUUCCAUCUUCAUGGAUUCAACUAAUCUUGAAAAGAAAAUAUUCACAAAAGAUUUGCACAAGUUUCUUCAAAGAAACCUUAAAUUUUCCAUGCAUCACAUUCUUUUUGAGUUCACAUAAAUGACGUGACGUCUGGGCAUUGCAUUAGGUAUUGCAAGUAAUCUAGAGAUCAUUUAAAUUAUAUAAAUUAAUGUGAAUAUGUUAUAUUCAAAUUCUACACCGUUUUAUACAAGGGACUUGAGUAUAUACAAAUUGUGGCAUAUUUAAAGUUUCCUAGACACAAUCCUUUAUGUUUACUAAGAAACGACGUACACAUGAACUUUACAGAAAAUAACUGUCCUACCAAAUUAAUGAACAGACUACAAUAGAAAGUAAAUAUCGCUAGUUUAAAAUACUGUUAUUUUAUGUCACAAUUACAUGGUGAAUCAGAGUAGAGAUCUUGAAUUAAUUUUGAUUGAAUUAGGCUAAUUCUGACCGGGUCACACUCAUAUUGACUGAGUUUUGAUAAAACCACUCCCAUGCUGGCCCUUCAUGUUGUUUAAUCAGCACCACUAGCCAAUCACAUUCAUCCACUUUGACAAAUCCCAUGGCUCCACCUCUUAUAAGACCCUUGGAGGAUUUCCCCAAGAGCUCACUCUACCAAAGCACCAUUUGACCGGUCCCAGGCCAGGGCACACUCUUCCAUGCUCUGGCUGUGCUGUGCUAGAGGCUGAUAAUUUUUCUCCAGGUAGAGUAAAAGAUCAAGGCACAAACUAUAUAGAUUUACAGAAAAUAGGCCAAAGAUUGAGAUUUUUUUGACACAAGCAAGUCCAGAGAACUUUUACCAUGUAUGGUUACCGGCGCUUAAGAAGCCCCAGAGAUUCCCAGACAGAACCACAGAAUGACAAUGAAGGAGAGACCAGUUUGGCUACCACACAAAUGAAUCCACCCAAACGUCGCCAAGUGGAGCAGGGUCCCAGUACAGGUGCAAAAAUACCCUCAAUUUCAGGAGCUCCACACCUGAAUUCAUACCAGUCCCUGGACCUUCCCCAGAAGCAGCAGGAUUCUGGCACUGAGGAGCUCAUGAUAGUCCUGGAACAAGGGACAGAAGUGAGGUUGAGCCUGGAAGAGGUCAUCCUCAUCUUGGCCCCAGAGACAGUGCUGCAGCUGACCCUGGAGAACACAGUCCUUGUGAUUGUCCCUGAGCAUGUCCUGAGGUCAGAAGAUGGCCUGCAGUCCCCUGUGCAGAUCCAGUACAUCAUACCUUCCAUUGAUGACUUCAGCUUGGAGUUCCAUGCUCAAGAUGGAGACAUCUCAGACAUGAGAAGAGAGAAUGCGCCUUUUUCACCUGCAGAAGAAGGGGAGGCAGCACCCCUGUAUCAGCAGCCCUUGAUGAUACCCCCAGCAAACCACAUGGCUUGCAUCAGCCCUUCUUUCCUAGUAACCCCAUUGUGCAUUUCACGCUGUCAGGCAGCCUUCCCCCAAUGCUACCCUCUACCACCCACACCUAGUCCCGUGGGACGCCCUAGACCAGCUGACUCCAGUUUCAGCCUGCAUGGUAUGGAGCUCUGGUGCACCUCCUCCCUCAGACCUAUGCCCCCUUCACCAAGUCCUGGUCCCCAGGUCUAUCACAGGGUUCACCAUAGGCCUCCCAGCAGGGCACGGAGAUGUCUCUUUAGGAAGUGAUUUAACCAAGAGCCACCCCCUGCAUUGAUAGGUCAGAGAUUGUCCAAAUCCUUAGUCAGUGCAUUCUCUGAAAUGUGGAGAGAAAGUAAUUUGAACGACCACUUGCUUCCCCUUUGCUGUUCCCCAUCAUCAACCACUGUCUUCAACAGCGGAGGGUCCCAGAUGCUGCAGGGAGGGGGAGAACUGCAGGGAGUUCAAAUAAAACAUUCACAUUUCACUUCACACACACUGUCCCUUAGACUUUCUCUUCCUAUUUAAGCACACACAUCCAACCACACUCAAUCGAAUCCCUGGCUGCUCCAUGUGAGAGUUCUGCUUCCAGCAUGACGUGGCCUGAAAGUUCAUCUGAAGACAGCUGCUCACUCCCGGGGGCUAACACCGCCCCUUGCAUGCUGAUGUCCUUGUAGUCAUUGGUCUGAUGCCACAAUAAAUAAUUCCUAAGGCUGAGGCUCUAUUUCUGCCCUGAGACUCUCCCCUUUUUCUCCAAGUUGUGCCCCAUUCCUUGUUUUGGUCUAGGUUCCCUACACUCCCCAGGCCAAUGCUUUUGAAUAAAUCUUGACGUCAUUGAAUGAA
Messenger RNA from Gorilla gorilla gorilla (western lowland gorilla), 4315 nucleotides. Its product is annotated as proline-rich protein 23D1. Bases 2903 to 3742 code for a protein of 279 amino acids. Lineage: Eukaryota; Metazoa; Chordata; Mammalia; Primates; Hominidae. The transcript is spliced from 4 exons. The record is from RefSeq and is a predicted model, not a curated record.